Messenger RNA from Trichoderma citrinoviride, 498 nucleotides. RefSeq names its product cytidine deaminase-like protein. The record is from RefSeq and is a predicted model, not a curated record. The transcript has a single exon. Lineage: Eukaryota; Fungi; Ascomycota; Sordariomycetes; Hypocreales; Hypocreaceae. The coding region runs from base 1 to 498 and encodes 165 amino acids. Gene Ontology annotation, molecular function: catalytic activity.
AUGGCGUCCUCAGAAAGUCACAAGGCGGCCAUGCGGCAGGCUCUGGAACUCGCCAAGAAGUCCCCGCCAAAGCCAACCAACUUCCGGGUCGGUGCCCUCCUCAUGAGGCUGGACGACGGCCACAUCUCCGCCGAGGGCUACACGCUGGAGCUCCCUGGAAACACUCACGCCGAAGAGUGCUGUCUCUUGAAGCUCGCAGAAGAGCACUCCACUACGGAAGAAGGCCUUGACGCUGUCAUGAAGAGCCCGCAUGCACUCUACACCACCGUCGAGCCCUGCUUCAAGCGUCUCAGCGGCAAGCUGCCGUGCGUCGAGCGGAUUCUGCGCCAGAAGUCGUGGAUCAAGAAGGUGUACGUGGGCGUCUUGGAGCCCGAGACAUUCGUGGGAAAGAACCCUGGCCGCCAAUUGCUGGAAGGGGGCGGCGUUGAGGUGGAAUAUGUGGCUGGAUUCGAAGAGGAAAUCCUUGCGGUGGCGGCAGCUGGUCACGCAUCGUCUUGA